AUGGCCUCUAUGAAUUAUCGGCGAUGUUUAGUGAAACUGCCAUGCUAUUCAUCUCAAUUUCCUCUUUUUAACCUCUCCUUGCAAGUCAUUUCAAACGCUGUAUUAUGUAUUCCCUUUUCGACGACUGCAAAUCGCAAGGCCGAUCGAAACGGACCGCCCAAGAAAGGAACCAGCUCACUACGAAUUACAAAAAAGGCUCCGGUCAAAGAAAAGGGAAAGCCGCCUGCACAGGGUGAGCGCAAGGCUAUGCGUAAAAGGAUCGUUCUAAGUAAUACCAAUGCCCUGGAGGUUGAAUUGCCUGAGUUUAACAACACAUUGAUUCGGGAGCUACUAAGUAAAGCUCAGCCAACACCGAUAAAAAACAAAUCGCCCACGAAGCAGCUUGGAAAGGACAAAGGGUCAGAGACAAGCGAAAAUACACCUGCUGUUUCAGCACUGGAGCCGGCGUCGAAGCUUAUUGGAAGUGUCAUUGGUUUGAGCGACAAAGUGAUAGAUGGCCUGAGGGCUGCAAAUGCCUUCAAGAUCACACAGAGUUGGCGCCUCUUCCGUCAGCCUGGUAUUCUUAUUCGUGAGGAAAGUAGGAUACUGACCGAACUGAUGGUCCAGGCGCAGGAAAAUAAGCAGACAUUGCGGCUCGUAAUUGAUGGCGCUAAAGGAACCGGAAAGAGCAUGUUAUUAAUCCACGCAAUCUCUACUGGCCUUAUCAGAGACUGGAUCGUUAUAAAUAUACCAGAGGCUCAAGAGGUUACCAACGCCGUUACCGAUUACGCUCCUAUUCCUGACUCAGACCUUUGGUGUCAGAAUAACCUUAUUGCCGAACUUCUCAGCAAAAUUGCACAGGCGAACAGUGUACUUCUAGAUUCACUGCCAGUUACGCAAAUUCAUAGAAAAUUACCUGCUCAGAUAGAUUCGAGUACCUCUAUCCAUCGCCUUUGCGAGCUUGGGGCGCGAGAACCCGAUAUAUCUUGGCCUUUUUUCCUUGCUUUUUGGGCUGAGAUAACGGCUCAAGGAAGACCACCGAUCCUAAUGUGUCUAGAUGGACUCAGUCAUAUCCUACAAAACAGCCUAUAUCUCAAACCUGACCUGAGCCAUAUACAUGCACAAGACCUGGCGCUUAUCAGACAUUUUACCGAUUACCUUUCUGGUGCAAGGUCGCUAUCCAAUGGUGGGGCCUUUCUCGCUGCCACCAGUCGAAGUCAUUCUCCUAUAUCUCCUACUUUAGAGCUUUCGGUAAAACGCUGGGAAGAACGUAUGCAGAAACUCGAAGAGUCAAAGAUGGAUCCUUAUGAGAAAAAAUAUGACACUCGUUCAGAAAAAGUCCUUUCUGACGUCGAAUUCCUAAAACUGGGUGGUCUUACGAAGGAUGAGACGAAGGGUUUGCUAGAGUAUUGGGCUAAAAGUGGUCUUUUUAGAUCAAAGGUUGAUGAUGCAACAGUAGUAGAAAAAUGGGUCCUUUCUGGGCAUGGAAACGCGGCCGAGAUACAAAGAUCAUCACUCUGGAUGAGAGUUUAG
Molecule: messenger RNA, 1512 nt
Organism: Blumeria graminis f. sp. triticale
Lineage: Eukaryota; Fungi; Ascomycota; Leotiomycetes; Helotiales; Erysiphaceae
Source: the annotation of a GenBank genome assembly